Parastagonospora nodorum SN15 is the source of this 303-nucleotide messenger RNA. RefSeq lists its product as hypothetical. NCBI's taxonomy places the organism in Eukaryota, Fungi, Ascomycota, Dothideomycetes, Pleosporales, Phaeosphaeriaceae. The record is from RefSeq and is a predicted model, not a curated record. The transcript has a single exon. The coding region runs from base 1 to 303 and encodes 100 amino acids.
AUGAAGAACCUGCAAGACCAGCUCAACGACUGGUCGCCUGAAUCUGAAGGCUCGCCUAAAGUCGCGGAGAAGCUCUUGCAGUUGUAUCGCGACGAGAGUCUUGAGGGCUUUAUGGAUGUGGCGUAUGGGUUUACCGCACUGGCGUACAGUGCUGCUGGCGAUGCAGCCGGGGCGCUCAAGUAUGCGGAGAUGGCGAAGGAGGCGGUUUUGAUGAAAGACGGCUUGUGGAGCGCAAAUCUGCAGAUUUGGGAAGAGAUGUUGGCGGAUCUGAAGGAGCAUUGGAGUUGGCGCCGGAGGCUGUGA